AUGCCUUCCGCAACCUCCCCUCUGGUCCAGUCCCAGAACCAUACCAACUCUUCGCAUUCCAUUCAGUCCGUCCUCUCAAGAAACUCGGACACAACUCAAGGCACAUCUACAUCGACGCUGUUUCCCGUUCCGCCGACACCCACCCUAUCGCCCUCAAAUUCCACCAUCCAAGGAAACGUCGAGCCGUCCGGCAAUGUCAUGAACAAGGUCGCCGACAAGGAUGCCUCGCUAUUUCAAAUGUGCAUUACUCUGCGCCAACGCCUCUUGGCUGUUCCUGGCUUCGAUGAAUACUUCUUGGAAACUGAACAACAACACGAAGAUCUCGAUGUCGUCCAGCUGAUCUGGAAGACUUUCCAGCUUGGCCACCCGCUCGUCUCUUUAUACAACAUUCUACGGCCCGACCAGCUUGUCGAGAUUGACGUAUCCAAGAUCAGCGCUGCCAAACAGGGCAAAGCCCUCACUUCCAGUUUCUUGCGUGGCUGCAUCAACGGUCUCAACUUCUCAGUCGAGGAUUGUUUCAUUCUCUACGAUCUCUACCAAGACGACAUUGGUGGCUUUGUCAAGGUAAUAACAUCCUCUUCCAUUCACAUCGCCCUUUCUAACUUGUCCAGGNUCGUAAGAAUGGUCUCAAGACUGCUCGACAUUAUGGUGCAACAAAAUAUUAUCGAAGACCUUCGCCCGGAUCAGAUCGCCGCUCAUUCUGGCAAACGCAGUCAACGACAACACAUCGUCGAAGAAUUGGUCCAAACCGAAAGAACCUACGUACAGCACCUCGAACUCUUGCAAGCUUUCAAGCAACUCUGCGAAAGCAAGGGUGUCGUUUCCGGUGAUGUCAGCCAUCAGAUCUUCCACAAUCUUGAUGCACUACUCAACUUCCAACGCCGCUUUCUUAUCAGAGUGGAGCAAACGAAUGCUAUGCCAGAAGACGAACAAAACUGGGGAAAGAUCUUUAUCCAGGCAAAUGAAGGCUUUAUGGUGUACGAACCUUAUAUCGCCAAUCAGAAACUAUGUGAAGAGGUUGUCAUGAGAGAGUUUGCUAAGCUCAAGGAAGCCGGCGGUACCAUCGACAUGCGCCAGCUUGUCGAAUCUCCUCCCACUCUAUACGGCUUCCUAAUGAAGCCCUUCCAGAGACUAUCUAAAUACCCACUGCUUCUGGAUUCUUUGCACAAGAAAGGUGAUUACAACGAGGAAAUUAUGGCCGAUCUCUCCAGGGGCAAGGAAUGUGCCACAACCGUUCUGACCCGCACAAACACCGCCAUCGAGAACGAGGACAAGCUGGAAGCCCUGGAAGAUCUCAAGAGUCGCGUUGAAGACUGGAAGGGUCAUCGUGUUACAGGCUUCGGUGGCCUUCUUCUCUUUGGCAGUUACACGGUUAUCAAGAGCGACAGCGCGCCAGGAAAAGACCAGGAACGAGAAUACCACGUCUACUUCUUCGAGUCAAUUCUGCUGUGUUGCAAGGACAUCGACCGCAACAAGCCGAAGAACAAGAUGUCCACACGUUCGUUGGUCGACAAGAAGGGCAGACCGAAGAUGCAGCUCAAAGGUCGUAUCUUCAUGCAGAAUGUUACAGAUGUGGUCAAGGCAUCAAAGCCUGGCUCGUACACUUGCCAGAUCUUUUGGAAGGGCGAUCCGGGUAUCGAAAACUUCGUCGUUCGCUUCCCUACCGAAGAUACCAUGAGCAAAUGGUACUCAAAGCUGCUGGAGCAAAAGGCUGUCUGCAAUGAUCUCGCAAGACGCAGCGACAGUACCACUGCUUCCCACAGACCUUCUGUUGGCACCUCGGCCACCGACUUCACCUACAUUCAGCAGAACCAAGAAGAUCUUGUGAAUCCCUACAAAGAGGUUGACGACGAUGAUGAAGAGGGCACAGUUGUGCCGCAAUCCCCAUUCCCUGCAUAUGCUCCGCAUUCUUCGUUCGAGUCCUCUACUAUGAGCAGCAGAAACGCAUCAACAACAAGCCUUCGUUCGAGAUCUACAACUGGCGAGAGUGGUCCUCCCUUGAGUCUAGGGGGCCGCAUGCCUCCACCACGUCUCCCAGCUAACGCAAUCGGCGGUCAACCUUCGCUCAGUCUGAGAACUCAGCAACUGCCCUACGCACAAUCACCUUCGAUGGAAAAAGACUCAUACUUCUCGCCUGUUGAGACACCGCUGCCUUCACAGAGAACCAGCGGUUCUUCAGGCAUGUCCUACUUCCCAAAUCAAUUCCACGACAAUCAAACACGCUAUACUGCCCCAGCUAUGAGCCGUACUGCUUCACGCGAGAACAGUAUGGCUUCUGCAACGAGUUACGCAGCCAGUCAGCGUACCUCUGGACCUAGACCUGGAUUGGUUGGCAUGCACAGUUCUCAGCAGGUUGCAACAUCAAGAAACAGAUCUGCAAGCAGCCCAGACAUCAACCAUGUCCAGCGUAGAGCUGCAAAUGGUUCGAGACCGCCAGUGCCCGAUGUGCCUGUCCCACCGUUCCCUGCUCAGUAUUCUGUGAGCAGUUCAGUGCCCAGAAGUCAGAGCAAUUCGCCCAGUCUGGCCCACGCUCCCGUGCAAUCACCACACCAGCGCGAACGAUCAUCGACUCGAUCCAACGCAGAUGUUCCAUACGCUCACGAUGGUCCACCCGCUCUGAGAGUCAACCCAGGACUGGCUUAUGUCGGAUCAGCUCGCACUAAUACGCCUACCCCAGGGCCUUCCGGUGGCUAUGACUCUCCUAUAUCUCCUCCUCUGUCCUCUAGCUCCGACUUCGGUUUGAAUCAGCUUAAGAUCAAAGUGCACGCCUCGAGCACAGUCCUAACCCUUGUUGUGCCUUUGAACAUCUCAUACCACUCUCUGAGGGACCGUAUCGAUGCCAAGCUAUCUCGCAGCACCAACAUCAGUCUGAGUGAUCGUACACCCAACCAGGUCAAGCUGAAGUACCUGGAUGAGGACGACUACGUUAGCAUCCAAAGCGAUGAGGACGUGCAGUCAGCCUUCGAGACUUGGCGCGAACAACGUGGCGAGACUGUCGGCGGCAUGGGAGAGAUCGAGCUCUUCUGCCAAUAA
Messenger RNA from Aureobasidium vineae, 3033 nucleotides. Lineage: Eukaryota; Fungi; Ascomycota; Dothideomycetes; Dothideales; Saccotheciaceae. The record is from the annotation of a GenBank genome assembly.